This is a messenger RNA of Musa acuminata AAA Group (dessert banana), 5147 nucleotides long. RefSeq lists its product as uncharacterized. The record is from RefSeq and is a predicted model, not a curated record. Gene Ontology annotation, molecular function: protein binding. Bases 237 to 2105 code for a protein of 622 amino acids. NCBI's taxonomy places the organism in Eukaryota, Viridiplantae, Streptophyta, Magnoliopsida, Zingiberales, Musaceae. Gene Ontology annotation, cellular component: cytoplasm. The transcript is spliced from 10 exons.
AUACAUCUCAUUGACUGACCACAGCAAGAGAGAGAGAGAGCGAGAGAGAGAGAGAGAAAGAGCGAGGGAGAGAGAGAUCAGUUUCGCCUUUGUACGGAUUGCUCCAGGGUUUAUUGAAUUCCCCUCUUUGGCUCUUUGUUGCUUCGUCGACGCUUGCGUAAUUCGGUUAGGGAUUUAGACUUGGUUUUGGCCAGGGGCGCUUGAUCUUGUAGUCAAGGCCGAGAGGGAGUGGGGAGAUGAAGUCAUCGCUGAGAAGAUUGCGAGGGUUCGCCUUCCACAAGGACGAGCAGAAGCAGAAAAGGGAGAAAGGCUUGGUGGCGCACCAGGACGAGCUCCUCAAGGCGUCCCAGGACAUCCAUGACAUUAGAAACUGCUAUGACAGCUUGCUUUCUGCCGCUGCUGCUAUUGAAAAUAGUGCAUAUGAAUUUUCAGAAGCUCUAAAGGAGUUGGGUACUUGCCUGCUCGAAAAAACUGCACUGGAUGACGAUGAAGAAAGUGGUAAGCUUUUGUUGAUGCUUGGAAAGGCACAGCUUGAACUUCAGAAACUCGUUAAUACCUAUCGUGUCCAUGUUGUUCAGACUAUCACAACUCCAUCAGAAUCUCUUCUCAAGGACCUUCAAACUGUAGAGGAAAUGAAACGCCAGUGUGAUGAUAAAAGGUGUGAUCUUAGUGUUGCGUUUAUUUUUCUUCUAAUGGAAAAAAAGGUUCUGUUAUUCAGAGACGUAUACAUGUUGGCAGCACAAAGUGGAAAAGGAAGGUUGAAAAAUGCCAAAGGUGACACAUUUUCUCUGCAGCAGUUGCAGGCAGCUAAAGAAGAUUAUGAAGAGGAGGCAACUCUUUUCCUCUGUCGCUUGAAAUCAUUAAAGCAAGGACAAUCCCGGAGUAUCUUGACACUAGCUGCUAGGCACAAUGCAUCACAGUUAAACUUCUUUCAUAAAGGAGUUAAAUCUCUUGAAGUUGUUGAGCCACAUAUCAAAAUUGUAGCUGAACAGCAGCACAUUGACUAUCAAUUGAAUGGACUUGAGGAUAAUCAAUUGGAAGGAUAUGAGGUCGAUCAUUCUGUUGAAAAUGGAGAUGAUGGAGAGUUGAGUUUUGAUUAUCAACAGCAUGACCAACAUCGUGAUGUUAGUUACUUUUCUAGAAAUUCAAUGGAGGAUGAUGUAGAUAGAUGUGAAUCAGAUUCCUCUCCUUUCAACAAGGAUGUUAGGGCUGUCAGUCUGUCAGCACCUCUUUUUUCUGAUAGGAACCCUAAAUCAUCUGAAACGACUAGUCAGAUGCAGCCUUUAUCAACAGAGAGGUUUUACACGUAUGCUCUUCCUACUCCUGUUAAUGUUAAGAGCUCGACCUCAACAGGUCCAACUAAUUCGAUUUCUGCUUCUGGGGUCGAAAACAAGGGUGUUUGUCCAACACAAUUAUGGCAUUCAUCUCCAUUGCAACCAAAUUUUCUUGGCAACAAUUACAGAGAUGUUGAGCUGCCAAGCCCCACCAGUUUACCUAUAAAGCAGUCAGUAUUUAAAGAGAGCAAAACUGUUGGUAGCCCCAUCAGAAUGCCUUCUGCAUGUACCGAAGGGGGGAUGUCUCAGUUGAUUACAUCAAAUACAUCUGAUUCAAAGAAGAUUGGCAGACAAGUUUUUUCUGGUCCGUUGACAAGUAAACCAUUACCAAGCAAACCAGCUUCUUUUACAAACAAUUCCAUGUCAUCAGUGGAACAUCUGGCGGGAGUCCCAGCAAAACCAACAAGCAUUACCACACCUAAGCUAUCUGUACCUCCUCCUGUAACAUCGCCCAGAAUAAAUGAGCUUCAUGAGCUUCCAAGGCCUCCAAUAGGUUGUCGAAAACAUUUAGGAUCUUUCAAUUUAAUUGGCCAUUCAGCCCCUCUGGUGCCUAGAGGUCAAGGGGUAAAUGCAACAAGCAAACAAGUACCAAUUUCAUCAUGCAUAGCCACACCACUUCCAGAACCUCCUGGUGUUAUGGUUCGCAGCUUUUCUAUACCAUCUAAUGGUCGAAAAUCAAAUUCAACAGAUGUUAAGUCAUCGGAUCAUCCUAAUAGUCAAAGGACAACUGCAGAUGCUUCAGCAACUCGUACAUCGAUGAAUAUUGGGUAGCAUGAACAACUUCAGAUACAGUAACAAACUAGAAAGCUAAAGGAUUCCACCGGGAGACAGAUCUACGAGAUGCCCAUUGGUAAAAUGUAAUUCCAAGCCUGCAAUCUUCUACCAAUUUUUUCUUGCCAAGUUGUGACAUUUAAAAGUGGAAAGUUCAUGGUCUUCUAGCUUUCCAGUUUCAAAGAUGUCUGAGAUGUUUUUCAUAAUUGAACAACCCAAGAACCGAAACAGUUAGAAAAGAUAUUUUAAACUUCCCUUCAAAGGCCACGUUUCUAGUCUUAUAUCUGCUCAUCUUCAAUAUGGAAAAAGAAUUGCCUACUGUCAAAGGAUCCUAAAUAGCAGAAUUCUGAAAAUAUUAUGUGACUUUCAUUGCUUGUGGUCACCAUGCUUACAAAUAACAGAAUUUUUUCAAAUGUCACGGCCGUCAUUCUAAAAAAGUCACUUUUUUUUCCAAAUCUCUGAGUAAUUUAGCACCUGAUUGGAGCUUUUGUUUUACAUUAUUCAUUGUCAUUGUUUAACUAUAUUGUGACUUUUACUCAACUGGAUCAUUAUCAUCAGAAUUUCAAAUGUUAAGGACAAAACAAAGAAUUUUUUUACCUAUCUUACAUAAAAAGCACAGGCAGCUUUACUUAAGUUAAUUGUCCUGAGAGGAUUAUUAGUAUAGUAAGAUGAUAAUAUCUUUUUCUUUAAUAAGUUUUUUUAUAAUUUAUAUGUUAGACUUUAGUAUAUAGCACAUAUGAUCAUUUAUAAGGGCCAUUGUGCAGAUUGUUACAUGUUUGCAUGAGUUAAAAUCUAUCAUGCCACAAAGGUAUUAGUAUAUUGCAUAUCAAUCUGUGCCACAGGGGCCUUCAUAUGGCUAAGCCAAUUUUUGGCCCAUGCCGGUCAAUAUUGUGUGUGCCAACUUGUAAGGUUAGAAUCAUACUGUGACAUGGAACAACAAUUCUUGAUCUUCUUCCCUUGGCUUGGAUUUGAAGAUGCUGGAUUCUACAGGUGUGCAAAAUUUGAUUCUGUUUGUCUCAUCUGUAGGUAAAUUCUAAAUUAAGUCAAAUUUGUUCUGUUUCCAGAAACUAAAACUGUACCGUAGGAAAUAUCUGUAAAAUAUUAAACCAAAGUUGAAUGGUUUAGUUAAGUUUUUUAUACAAUUUCAAAUAUAUUUUAUAAAUGAUGUGCUAAAUAUAAAGGUCACUAACAAACAUUCAUGCAGAUUUAUGCCAAAACUACAUUUGUUUCCUUUCUAAUUUGAAAAUGUACUCUUACAUCCCUGAAAGUAUAAUGGAAGUUGAUCAAUCUGGGUGUAUCAGGAGGAUGCAAGUGUAACUUCAGAAACUAACUAGGUUGCAAGAGGAUAUAAUUUGAAGUCUAAGGAGUUUUUGUAGUUUACCUUGUACAUAAUUAGAAUUCCAUAUAUAUGUGUGUGUGUGCAUGCUGAAAAGACAGCUGCAUCCUUCUAAUUCCAAAUUGCUUUGCAUUCUUUGAAAAUAUGAAGAAAAUUUAUCAAGCUGGGUGCAUGAUGCAAGUGUAAUUUUGAUUACAUUAGAUCUUAAGAAUGUCGGGUAUAUUUUGAAACUAUAAUGAUGUAAUUAUAGUUUCAAUAUAAAUCUGAGGAGGUUUAGGUAGUCUUCCCUGCAUAUAAUUACAAUAUUAUGUAAAUAUAUUUAAUACAUGAUUGUUAAAUAUAUAUUUGAUAUAUGGAUGAAUAACAUUACCAACGAUAUAUAUCAUAAUAAUGUAUGUUGUUGUAUUUUACUGAUGUGGCUAUACAUUUAUUAUAUGAUUGUUGGCUCAUUUAGGUUUAGGAAUUCUUUUAACUGCAAAGUGAAUCAUUGGUUUUGUUCAACUUUUUUAAAUCUACUAAAUCAUCAAAAUAACAAAUUAAACCAAAAUGAAUGUCUCGGUCAGUUUGGUUUUCUGGUUUAUCUAGUUAAUUUGCAUGCCACGACUAGAUGAUGGUAUUUCUGUUUCAGAAUUUAGGCUAUUUCUUAAACUGGAUUGGUUGAUUUUUCUUGGGCACAUAACAAUCCGUCCAGAUGUCUGAUUACAUAAAUUAAAAGUGACUUUAUUACUUGGGUAUGAAAAGGUAUGAGUAAACAUUCUACUUAGGGAUCCAUCUUGCACUUGAGCCAAAUUUAAGCUUAUGUAUUUUCUACCCACUUAAGAAGGUGAAUCAGAAGGAGGUAUGCUAUUCUUUUUUCUUUUUUAUCCUUCUUAUGUAUAUAUAUAUGUUCUUUUUUUUUUUGUGGUGGCCUUGGCUUUAACUGAAAUGUUAUCCUACCCUCCUCCCCUUUCCUGUUAUCAAAGGUUGGAAGUGAAAGAGGACUAAGGCAACCUUUCCAUCACCAGGUGGGCUAUAGCUAGGUACAGGGAGAGAAGUCUAUGCUUUAGUAAACCUCACCUAUGUAUUAGAUGUACAGCAUUCUCAUUGAAGAAUAAUCAAGUUUUCAUAGAUAUGCAAGGAUGCAGUAUGGGUCAACAUGGAUAGUAACACAGUACGGUUGGUUUUGAAGCUAAAUUUACAAUUCAAAAAGUAUAUGCUUGUGGUGUAAAAUAAAAAAAUAUAUAUUCUUGUGGAUAUUAGAGAUCUUAUGGUAAGUUAUGGAAUCCACUUGUUUCCUUAAACUAUUACCAUCUCAAAAUAAAGUUACUUAAUAGAGUGCCUAUUUUAUGUUAUGUGGUGGCAUAUCAUCAAAUUUCACAUUACAGCUAACUGUUGUUCCUCUUGCUGUGCAGGAUUCACGUGAAGAGCCCCAGAACUCUUCGUAGCAAGUGGAGCCAAUUGAUAUGGUCUCCUAAUGUUGCUUAUGUACAUAAUGAAGUGUCCAAAAAACCUUCUCGCUCUUCCAUUCUGUUCCAUGUGUUGUUUUCUUCAGAGAAAUGGGGGAUGAUUUGCCUCCAAGAAUACACCACUAGAUAACUGCUGGUUGAGAAAAUGAAAUUUCAGUUUAUUGUUAAUAGUAGUAAUAAAGAGAUCUUAGUUUAUUAAACGAGGAACCUGACGGAUGUACUGAGACAUUUGUACAAUAAAAUGUUCUUUCCAAGUACCAA